Molecule: messenger RNA, 1600 nt
Organism: Heterobilharzia americana
Lineage: Eukaryota; Metazoa; Platyhelminthes; Trematoda; Strigeidida; Schistosomatidae
Source: the annotation of a GenBank genome assembly
GUCACUUAAUCCUUUCAAAAAUCUUUCUUAAUUUAACAAAUAAGAUUGAUUGAUAAUUGAACAGAAAUAAUCAAACGCCAGUUUCAGCGAUUCUUGCAACAUUUACCUUCUCACUUCUCGCAUGCAAAUUGAUCAAGAAAAAAUCAAUACAUCAACUGAUUGAUAACGUGACUUCGGUGAAUAUCUAUUGGAUAUUAUAGUUAUAUGCACACUUGUAUUAAAGUACAAGAGAACAGAAUAAAUUAUUACAAAUAACUUCAAAUUAUUCUAAUAUGUCAUAUUUGUUGUAACUGUUCUACAAGUGAAUAUGUCAAAAGAUCGAGCAAUUGCUAUUCCUGUGAAUCGUGAUACUAGAACAUUUGAACAGCAUCGAAAAGAUUUUUUUAAAGGUUUAGAAGAUGGGAAACAUUUCAAUUCUAUUGUACCAAAUCAUCCUGAUGAUUGGUUCAGUAAAGUAGACAAUUGGAUUAAAUCAUCUUGGAAUCGUUGGGAUGAUGAAAUGGAGAGAAUACGACGUGGAAUGUUCCAGUUAAUGCCUCUGGAUGAUUUUGAUCUGAAGAGUUGGAGUGCAUUCGAUGCCAAAUUUGAUCCGUAUACUUUGAUGAAUCAAAUGGAACAACGUAUGCAAGAAUUUCGCAGGCGAAUGGGUAUAUCUGAUCCUCCAUUUACUGAUUCAUUCAAUGAUUUCUUGAAGGAUGCCUAUGAAGUUGGUAAAGAUGGAAAGGUACAUUUUAAGGUUAGAUUUGAUGUGAAAGGUUUCUCACCAGAAGAUAUUAAUGUGAGUACAACAGACAAUCGUGUAGUUGUAAGUGCAAAGAAAAUGACACAAACUGAUACAUCAAAAAGUUCUCGUCAAUUCUGUCGCAUGAUUGAGCUUCCACAAUCAAUUGAACAAACAAAACUGGAAUGUCACUUAACAAAUGAUGGUGUUUUAAUGUUAGAAGCUCCAUUGAAAAAUGCUGAUCGCAAAUCAGUUACAUUUAACAAUCGACAUCAACUUGCCAUUCGACCAAAGUCAGAUAUUCAAAGUGGGCGCUUAACACCGACAAAAGCAUUAGUUGUGAAAGGUGUUACUGGUCCAACAAUAAUUGAUGAAGUUGGUGGGAAGGGUAAAAGACUGCAUGUUGAAAUUCCAGUUGAUCCAAUGUACAAAUCCGAUGAUUUAUGCAUCAAUGUUGACUCCAAUCGUCUAGUAGUCUCUGGUAGACAUUCAGAGAAUGGUGGUGUUCGUUGGACAAAGCAAUCACCAUGUGGUGAAUUUUCUCAUUCAUAUGAAAUUCCACAAACAGUUGAUCCAUUGUCAGUCACCUCACAAAUGGUUGGAAACACCUUGGUAAUUGAAGCUCCAUUAGUUAAAUCAUAUUAGCAUUUUCUAAAGAAAUCAGAGUUCAACUCAAUGUCUGCAUCAAAACUAUAAAAUAGUUUAUCUCAUUAUUAUGAAGGUCAUACUUCAACCUAUUUCAUUUUAAACAAAUUUGUUGUUAACUUUUUAAAGAUAAAUCACUUUUUAGUUGUUACAUUUAAUUUUGAUCAUAUCUUCAUCCAUAUAAUGAGAUUAAUGUACAUAAGAUAUACAAUUUGAUCAUAAGAUAUUUCAUAU